AUGGAAGAAGUCGUUUCUGUGUUCCCGAACGAAAACUACAAACCACAAACGACGGCGUCUUGGGACUUCAUUGGGCUAAAGGAAGGAAAUAAUACAAAACGAAACUUGGCCGUAGAGAGUGAUACUAUUAUCGGAGUCAUUGACACUGGUAUUUGGCCGGAAUCCGAAAGUUUCUCCGACAAAGGCUUUGGUCCUCCUCCUAAGAAAUGGAAAGGUGUUUGUGCCGGCGGCGCAAAUUUCACAUGCAACAACAAGCUGAUUGGAGCAAGAGACUACACAAGCGAAGGUGCUAGGGACAUUGACGGCCACGGUACACACACAGCGUCCACUGCGGCUGGAAACGCAGUCUCGGGAGCAAGCUUCUUUGGAAUCGGCAAUGGAACGGCAAGAGGCGGCGUUCCAGCCUCUAGAGUCGCCGCUUACAAAGUCUGCGUGCCGAAAGGAUGUAGCUCGGCAUCUAUACUGUCUGCGUUUGAUGACGCGAUUGCAGACGGUGUUGACAUCAUCAGCAUCUCUAUAGGGUCACAAUCUGCACGUACUUACGAGCGAAACCCAUUGGCGAUCGGGGCUUUUCACGCUAUGGUCAAGGGGAUUCUCACUGUGUACUCAGCCGGUAAUGCGGGACCGGGUCCGAAAACAGUCGUGAGCGUAGCUCCGUGGAUCUUAAGCGUUGCAGCCAGCACCACGAACCGUGAGUUUGUCACAAAAGUUGUUCUCGAAAACGGCAAGACACUUGCCGGGAAAUCAGUGAACUCUUUUGAUCUGAAAGAAAAAAAUUACCCUCUUGUGUACGGUGAUUUUAUCAAAGGGCGUAGUAAUGGAAAAAUCUUGGUUGGCGGAUAUUCAGAAACAGGAACAGCUGUUGCUAACAUAGUCAAAGACAUACAAGGCUUUUACUUGGUUAUGCCUAAACCUUUCUCUGCUCUGUCACCAGAUGACUUUGACACUCUCGUCUCUUACAUUAACUCCACAAAGUUCCCGCAAGGCACUAUUCUAAAAACUGAGGCAUUAUUUAAUCAGACAGCUCCUAAAAUUGCUUCAUUCUCUUCUCGCGGUCCAAACAUUAUCGCAGUUGAUCUUCUUAAGCCGGAUGUAACAGCGCCAGGAGUGGAGAUCCUCGCUGCUUUUUCACCUUUGGGUUCACCAUCUUCUACAAGGAACGACACAAGAAGAGUCAACUACACUGUUCUGUCCGGAACUUCAAUGUCUUGUCCACACGUUGCAGGUGUGGCCGCGUACAUCAAGACUUUUCAUCCUGAUUGGUCUCCCUCCAUGAUCCACUCUGCCAUCAUGACAACCGCUUGGCCGAUGAAUGCUACUGGAACUGGCAUCUCAUCGACUGAGUUUGCAUAUGGAGCUGGACAUGUCGACCCAAUAGCCGCUCUAAAUCCUGGACUUGUCUAUGAAUUGAACAAAACAGACCACAUCGCCUUUCUCUGCGCCUUGAACUACACUUCGAAAUUCCUUAAACUCAUUUCCGGUGAAGAUGUCACUUGCACUGGAAAUACCUUGCCAAGGAACCUCAAUUAUCCUUCAAUGUCGGCUAAACUUUCGGGAUCCAACAGUUCCUUCACCGUGAGCUUUAACAGGACAGUCACCAAUGUCGGUACGUCCAAUUCAACAUACAUAUCUAAAGUUGUCUUAAGUCACGGAUCUAAGCUCGACGUCACGGUCUCGCCUAGUGUUCUAUCUGUGAAGUCAAUGAAUGAGAAGCAGUCUUUCACGGUGACUGUUUCAGGCAGCGAUCUCGACCCGAAACUGCCUUCAUCUGCCAAUCUAAUAUGGUCUGAUGGUACACAUAACAUGAGAAGUCCUAUUGUUGUCUACACUGAUGGUUACUGA
Molecule: messenger RNA, 1842 nt
Organism: Microthlaspi erraticum
Lineage: Eukaryota; Viridiplantae; Streptophyta; Magnoliopsida; Brassicales; Brassicaceae
Source: the annotation of a GenBank genome assembly